AUGACGCUAACGAACCAGAUGGACUUCCAAAAUCACUUUUUGGCAAAGGACUUGCAUCGCAUCACAAAACCAAAAAAAGUGGGCAAGCGUCGCCAUACCGAUGAAUCCAACGAUGAAGAUGCCAGCAAGCCUCGUUUCAUGCCAAAAACACUUAGCAAGUUAGCCCAGCACAAAAAGCAGAGGCAGCCGCAGGUUAUGGGCCAGAAACUCUCUGUUUCGAGAAUCAUAGAGACCUUAGACCAAGAAUCGUUGCAGAACCUAAUUUCCAAUUUGGUAUCCGAACACCCAGAAGUGGCCCCUACGCUGCUCAAGAUCUCUCCGCAAGUCACUAUAGAAGACUCCUUAAUGGUACUAGAACAGAAACUAGAAAGAAUAUUGCAAAAUAUGCCCUACAGAGUCGAUGCAUCGUCCGACUACUCAUUCCUUAGAGUGAAACCGCACGUGGAGGACUUUUUCCAGACCCUUUCCGAUUACACACUAAACUUCCUUCCUCCCAUUGAGUCCGACCUCACUGUCCCACUUAUGUUCCUGAUGAAAUUCCUGGCCAAGUGUUUCCCACGCUUGCCCAAAUUCCAUGCCGUUGAAUACCGCUAUUACCACAGUCUUACAGUUGACAAAUUCAACACAAUUUUGGAUGAUAUUCUUGUGCAAUUCCUCAGCGAGAAAAAGCACAACAUCAUUCUCGCCAUCAAUCAAGACUGGCUCACUGAUUUCCGGAAAAUCAGCGAGCUCAACGACAACAAUUUUUCAUCCGUAUACGAACGUUUGAAACAGGAGAUUGACCAGUACGAAAACCCCGAUGCAGCGUCUGGCCAGCCGUCCACCAAUAAUGCAGGCCGGCUGACAGGGCUUGCCAACCUGUUGAAUUUUUCCAGCGACAACAGCCCGUUGCACGGCAACACUGUGGGGAACGUUUUUGACACUAUUUAA
Ogataea parapolymorpha DL-1 is the source of this 930-nucleotide messenger RNA. Its product is annotated as Tethering factor for nuclear proteasome STS1. The record is from RefSeq and is a predicted model, not a curated record. Gene Ontology annotation, biological process: nuclear protein quality control by the ubiquitin-proteasome system; proteasome localization. Gene Ontology annotation, cellular component: nucleus. The transcript has a single exon. The coding region runs from base 1 to 930 and encodes 309 amino acids. Lineage: Eukaryota; Fungi; Ascomycota; Pichiomycetes; Pichiales; Pichiaceae.